GGGGGAGGGGGCUGGGGCAGAGAAGCCGCGGCCGCCGCGGGGCUGAGGCGUUGACAUCUGGCGUCUCUGGGGGCCUUGGGACCCUCGAGCGGGCUGCGACCAAGGCCGUGUGGCCGCCGCGUGUCCUUGUGUCGGCCUCUCUCCUCUUCAUAGACUCGCAGCGUUCCCCAUGGACUCGCAUCCGGCGGCGGGGGUCUCCGGGCGCCGUGGCCCCGGCUCCCCGGAGCGAUGAGAGGAUAGGGUCGCCCGCGGCCGUCUGCCUCCCGCGUUUCGUCCGCCCCGGCGAGGAGAGCCCGGGAGGGCCGCCCGUCCGCCGCAGUCCGCGCCCGCCGCCCCGAGCCGACCACCUUCGUCCGCUCAAGAUGUGGCACAACGUCGGGCUGACCCUGCUGGUGUUCGUGGCCACGCUGCUGAUCGUGCUGCUGCUGAUGGUGUGCGGUUGGUAUUUUGUAUGGCAUCUUUUUCUAUCUAAAUUCAAGUUUCUACGGGAACUGGUGGGAGAUACAGGAUCCCAAGAAGGAGACCAUGAGCCAUCAGGGUCUGAAACUGAGGAAGACACUUCAUCUUCUCCACAUAGGAUCAGAUCUGCUCGCCAGAGGAGGGCACCUGCUGACGAAGGCCAUGGACUCCAGACAUAGUGCUUUGCUAGGGAAUGAUGAAUGGUAUUGGAAGCCCCUGUCUUUAAUGACUUGGCUUUAAGAUUUAGUAGGUGACUAAAGAACAUUUGGACUUGGAUUUUAAGUCCAGUAGAAACAAAUUUACAUAUAAGCCAUAUAAAUAUAAAGGGAAUUAAAACCAAAUUGGACAACUGCAAAUUUUAUCAUAAAGAUAAUCUUUUGCUUAUUAGCUUUCUACUUACUUUGUGGCUCUUGGGUUUUGUUUUGUUUUUGUUUUGGCACUGGUUCAAAUCUGGUAAACUUUACAGACUCGAAAAACCAUAUUUUAUUAAGCCCUUUUUUCACAUUUUUAACUUGCCUGAAAUUGGGAUGCAUCUCAUUACUUUGAACCAGAUGAUAGUCAUGUGAUUAUCCUAGCUUGUGCAUGUGUGAAUUUACAGCUUUUCAUAGCUUCAUCAUUUUAACUGAUGUGUGUAUUAUUGGUAUCGUAUGUGUCCGAUUUAAUAGGCAUUAAAAAAUGUCUCCAAAAAAAUUACACUAUGAUUCAGCAUUGAAAUGUAAAAUUACUGUAUAUGCAGAAAAGCACGGAAACAGAGCAGCAGGGCGUACAUUUGAUAUUAGUGAAGCAAAUAUUCGUUGUUGGAGGAAUGACCGCAAUUCCAAAUUUUUUUGCAAAGCAACAAUAAAAUGCUUUACUGGACCCAAGAAAGGAGAUACCCACAAGUAGAUGAAGCAGUACUACAUUUUGUCAGUGAGACACGUGCAAAAGGAUUGCCUGUCACACGCCAGGCCAUGCAAUUGAAGGCAGGAGAAAUGGCCCAAACCUUUGGAAUUGAUGAAACAAAAUUUUAAGCAACGAGAGGCUGGCGUGACCGAUUCAUGCAACGAACAGGACUAUCAUUAAGGCCUCAGACAUUUUAUCCAAAGCUCCCCUCUGACAUUAAACAGAAGACAGUGAUGCAUCCCGCAUUUUAAGAAAUGCACCGCACCAAUAGCAACGUUGUAUGGAAAAGUGCAGACCUCGAGGGCUGUGAUUUGAAAGGUGAUACAGAGGAGUUGAACUCAGAAUACGAAGUUACAGUUAUAACUUAACCACUUUAUUUUACAUGUUUUCUUUACAUAUACACAAGAUUGAUGUGAUAAAAAAUCUGUUUUAAAGUGUUGCUUUAAUACAUGUAAAAUAAACAUUUUCUGUGAUACGAAAGCAUUAUGUUAUAGUUUAAUGGGAAGUUUUUUUCUUAAUACAUAGGUGCAUCUUAACAAUAGAUGUUAUCUUAGAUUAAAUGAAAAUGGUAAUUUGUAAAUUUGCCUUUCUUUCUAAGAUAGCAGUUAUUUAUUGGAGAACGUAAGUCUGACUCUCAUAAUGUUAAUAUCAUUAUCUUCUAUGAAAUACAUCUUUUGGGGAUAACGUGUUCAGCAUUUUAGAGUUGUAACUUAGAGGAGUCUUAAGAACUAUCUUCUACUUUAGGAAGAGAUGGAUUAGUUCCUCCCUUUGUAUGGGAGGACUUUAUGCUUAAAGCAGGUGUCGUGAAGCAAAUACUUCACAAACAACUCAGUGAAAAGACCUCAAAGGUACUGGCUAUUGCGGAAAAGUAUAGACAGUGGGUGAAAAUACCCAUUUACCUGUAAAAUGACUCUUGCCAGAUUUCUCUGUUUGUCUUAACUGAACUCUGGACUGAGUAUUUACUAGGGAGGAGCGACAUGGCUUAAAAAACCCUCCUGUUCAGUGUUAUUUGCUUCAUCCAAAAGUGAACUCUAAAGCCAACUUACUCAUUGAAGUCUUUCUAUGUUUAAAAUCUUUGUUUCUCAAGAAUAAGUCAUCACAAGAUAUCACCUCUAUUUUAUGAUGGUGUGUAACUGUGUUUGAUACCUCAUAAUUUAUGCUAAUAGUUCUGUUUAUUAACAGUUCACUAGCUCUACCCCAAGUUUAUUACCAAUGAACACUUCUUUGCUGUUAUUGUAGCUCUUUGGGUAUGCUAAAGGGAAUUCACAGAACAUAACUUUAGUCUAAUAUUUUGAUAGGGCAAGAUUUCCCAGCAGCUGAGACUAGGGUAAAGUCUGUCUUCUUUUCCUUAUUGGAUUCAGUUUUCCUUUUUUAUGUGACGAUACGGUGUGACAAAAUAGUGACAAAGUGACAAGCAUUAAUUUUAAUGUUUUAUACUAGUGAAAUAUCACAUUAAAACAAUUUUCAGUUAGAAAAACAUGAUGCUCUAAAAGCUUUUUGAUACUGGGAGGAUAUUUAAAUUAGAUUUCUCAUAGUUCAAUGUUUCAAACUAUGAAUUCAGCUUUAUUGUGGAUAUCUAAGGUUUAGAUAAUAGUUAAAAAGAACUCGAAGUAGUUGGUGAACUUCCUGUUGUAUCAGUAUUAAGGAAUGAGGGCUGAUGUAACCUUCCCCCCAGAAUCUACAAAGGGAUAUGCCCAAAUUAAUACAAAUUAAUCCAUGUAAAGGAAUACAUGUUGGCAUUUAUUGACAUUUAUGCUUCAAGCUUGUCUUACUUUAUAGAAUUUUGAGAAAUAUUUUCCUUAACUUGAGAAAUACACCUAAAAGCUUAUCAAUAGCUCAUACUAUGUUCUAACUCAUUUUAGGAGAGUAAAGAUGAGUCACUGUUGCCAAUAGGAAGGUCCUACAAACUAAUCUUUUAAAAAUUCUUUUCUUACCCUGCAUUCCACAGCAUACUUACCAUAGUAUAUAUUUCUAUAUACUAUGAGAAAAGAGAAAAUGUUAAUGCAGAAAUUAUGUUGUAUAGUUUUUCUGUUUUUUUUUUUUUUCUGUUAUAAUGUUUGUAGAUAAACUUAACUAGAAUGGCGUCAUACCUUUUUUUUUGUUUUCUUAAUCUCUCAGUGGAAGGUGAACUAGCCUGUGGUUAAUUUUAAAGUUUAAACUGUUAUAAGCAUUCAGAACACAUAAAAAUAUUACAGUUUUAUCUGAGCAGCCCUUCAAAGAUUGAUAGUGAUCAAAUAUGCCAUCUCUUGAAAAUUAUUUCUACAAUUGAGAAUUCUGGUAGGUUGGUUUGUUUCUCUUCCAGAUCUUUCAUUUACUUCUGAUACAUUUUAUGAAAAUUGCCUGUACCAGUUGUUUUGGUAACGUUCAGAUUUAAAUGCCAAAACCACUCAAUAUUUUAGCACUGUUCCAUGAGGUUUUUAAUAUUUACAUCAAACAAAAUAUAGCAUGCACUUAGUGAAGUUUUGUAAUGAUCUUUUUCAGAGUGGAAACACAUACUUUGUUACUGAUGUGUUGGCUUUAAAUAUUAGGUUAAAAACCAUGACAAAAGGUUCUUUGGCUGAAAGUUUGGGAUAUAUAUAUAUGUAUUCCAAAGUUUGGGAUAUAUAUAUAUGUGUGUGUGUGUGUGUAUAUAUAUAUAUAUAUAUAUAUAUAUAUUCCAACACACACAGUGGGUUCAUAAAAUUUGGCAUUUUAAAUCAAAAUGUAUUAUAACAUGAGAGUAGUGCAUUUUUACUUUUAAGAGCAACAACUUUUGUAAUUAUUUUGCGUCAACAAUGCUAUCUUUUUAAAUGUCAGUUUUACUCAAAAGAUUAGUUUUGAUGUUAUAUGCAACCAAUGUACCUUUAGCUUUUGACUGGUAAACUUCAAGUGCUUUUAAAUUUGAGGUUGACUUUAAAAGCCAGUGAACCAUUCUCAAAAGUGAUACAGACUCAUAGGAGACAAGUACAACAGAGUUCUGUUACAGAGUCUAGAAUUUAAAGUAUCUUGUAUUGUUUGCUUCUAAAGUGUCCUCUGAUUUUUAACUUAAGGCAUUAAAAAUAACAUAUAUUAAUACAAGUUACAUUCUCCAUUUGUUGGUGUGUGUGUGUGUGCUACCUGUUUAUCGGGAAUGUUUAGCAUUGACGCGCUAAGUCAGUUCUAUGCAUAACCAAAUACUGCUGCUGUGUUUUCUUAAAGGAAACAUUGUGUGCUGUGCUAUGAUGCUUGGUCAUCUGCUGCUUGACAAAUAGGUUUAUAAUGAAUCCGGAUCGUGUGUGUUAAUGGUACCUUUGUUUCGUAAGAUGUAAAAUUGAAGAUGAGGAAUGUGUGUAAAUGAUCAUUCACUGUUUUCGGUUUCAGACUUGGUCACUACUAUAUAUCUAAAGCUUCUGUGGUUUGUCUGUAUGAUGUUUUAACUUCCACUCUAAACUGCACAGAAUAAAUUCAAAAUAAAAA
This is a messenger RNA of Tupaia belangeri chinensis (Chinese tree shrew), 4776 nucleotides long. It is a transcript of the gene SMIM13, whose product is annotated as small integral membrane protein 13. Bases 363 to 638 code for a protein of 91 amino acids. The transcript has 2 exons. The record is from RefSeq and is a predicted model, not a curated record. Lineage: Eukaryota; Metazoa; Chordata; Mammalia; Scandentia; Tupaiidae.